Molecule: messenger RNA, 816 nt
Organism: Uloborus diversus
Lineage: Eukaryota; Metazoa; Arthropoda; Arachnida; Araneae; Uloboridae
Exons: 6
Coding region: 1-816 (271 amino acids)
Biological process (GO): G protein-coupled receptor signaling pathway
Cellular component (GO): neuron projection
Source: RefSeq, a predicted model, not a curated record
AUGGCUUCUAACGCAGAAGGCUGGAUGGAUGAUUUAUCCCUUAAACCCACAGAGGAGCAACCAAGAUCAAGUUCAAAAAUUGGAUUUUGCAAAAGCACUCUGGCAGCCAGACCCAAGACGGAUAGUUCGUGGUGUCGCAGUAUCAUAUUUUUUGGAAGAAGAAAGCAAAAGAGAAUUAUAUCGGAGUUUGUGGAGAACAAAAGCAUAGAAUUGCAGAAUUCGGAAUGUGCCAAGCACAUAGAAGAACUGAACAACUUGUUGGCGAUAUUUCGGGAUCUUCUCAUCCACGUCGCCAAACCACAGGAUGGUCCAGAAAUCCGGGACAGGAUCCGAGAAAACAGACGGAAGUGCCUAGACUUGUGUGUUGCUGCCAGUGGCGCAAUCUUGCCGCAAAUAAAAAGUGACGUGGCAGAGGGAAUUCCAGUGGACAGCCAACAGUUGGUGAAUCUGGUGUGCUGCACGCAAUUGUUUCACAAAGAGCUGAAAAAAUGUCAGUUCCUCGUCCAAUCGCAUCCUAUGGACAUGACUGCUUUUUACGAGAAAAAACCUCGAUCUUCUGGGAUGUCCGUUUUAGACAGACUUGUUUUGUUUAAGGUUCAACCUAGAGAUUACCAUAAAGAGGAACUGCAAAGUAUAGCCAGAGAUACAGAAGAGAUUGCAGAUCUUUUAAAAGACAUGAAGGAAUUCAUGCCUUGCGAAAGUGGAGAAAAGUCACUCAUUGAGGAAAACAUUGCCAGGUGGAACAAGCGACCUCGAAAAAGUGUCUGUCAGUUUGCUGAAGAUUGGAUCUGCUACUGUGGAUCGAACCUAGGAUAA